Molecule: messenger RNA, 4105 nt
Organism: Tribolium madens (black flour beetle)
Lineage: Eukaryota; Metazoa; Arthropoda; Insecta; Coleoptera; Tenebrionidae
Exons: 6
Coding region: 267-3875 (1202 amino acids)
Molecular function (GO): protein binding
Source: RefSeq, a predicted model, not a curated record
AGUAAGUUCAAAGAUAGCCUCAGGUGCACACUCACACACAUAGAGAGACUCACACACACCUGCGAGUCGGUGCCUCCCAGAUAGUCGCAUGUUCGUGGUCCACCUGUCGGGUGUAAACAAAGUAGUCCGUGGUGUAGUGUGAUCGUCACAUGUUUUCGCGAUGGGUGAUGGUGCUGUGGUGGGAUUAAGGGAUACGGAUUAGGGAUUACUGGGACCAAACCGCAAUGAAGAACGGCCGUUGAGAACCUCCGGGAAAAACGUUCGAAAUGGCACGCAGUUUGUGGUUGGUGUUGGUGGUCAGUGCCGGAUUGGCCGACGCUCAAGAGGCCCUCUGUUACGGAUCUGGAUCAAUAGCGCUUUCGGUGAUUUUGUCGAUCGUCUUCACGGCCGUUCUGCUGGCAGCACUAUAUUAUCUCUGGGGGAAGUACCGGAAACGGAAGGAACUCAUCCUCGAAACCGACCCCGAGAAAGGCAAAGGCGGCGACUACGCAUUCGACAAUCCGGCGUUCAAAGAUCCUGGACUAACUCCAAUUGGGAAAUUGGAAAAGGAAAAAAACGACGCGAAGACGAAAUGGACGCAGUGGUCGCCCUUAACAGCCCUCACCACCAAAUCGGAGAAAAAGAAGACUUUGGAUGAUAGUGCCAUUGAUGGAAAUUCAGUCAAAGUGGUGGCUUUACGCAGUCAUGAUUUUACCGGUCUUGGUUUCAACAUUUGUGGCAACAUGAAAGAAGGGAUUUAUAUCAAAGAUGUCCUACAUCGAGGACCCGCCUCCGAGUCGGGGAAACUAAACCCCGGGGAUAGAAUCAACAGUGUCACAAUUAGUUUCGAACACAUGGUAUACGAAGAUGCUUUAACAAUUCUAAGUUACGCUAGUCCAUAUGAAGUUAUUAUUGAAGCACGAGGUGGAAAAACGUUUCAAACAAGUGGUCAAGGGGCCCAACCCACUCACCCCGUAUACAGAAGCUCCUCUUGUACAGACCUCUUCCAAAAUCAUUUCCAGGUUGGCAAUACUGCCAAACGCAAAUUAUUUGGUACCGAAGACCAUUCCGGUUCCCUCAGUUCAAACUACUCCAGUUUGCAGAAAUCUAGAAGUAAUAUGACGACCCUUGAACGAAAAGAAUCAGAAUCACCCAAAAAUCGCCCCAGGAAAAAGACACAAAUGUCCCCAGAACAGUUAAAAACCCAACUUGAACAAAGAAUAAGCUCAGACCACCAACAAAAUUCAAAGAAGCCGCCAAAGGUCGAAAUGGAGGUUCAAAAAACCGAAAACAAGUUGCAUAAAUUCGGGGUUAGGGUGCUUCCGGCUGAGAAGAGCCCAAAAUCGGCUGAAUUGUCCCAAAAUGAGAACAACCUCAACUUGGAGAAACUCCCUUUAGGGCUUGACGAAGUCGACAAGAAACCACAAGUCAAAAAACGGGAACGCAAAGUAACUCCCGAGAAGUUGGAAGUUUUUGAUCGUGACCAUGCGAAUAACAGUUCCGGGAUCAAACGGGAUGUAAACGGAAUCCCUCAGGAAAUCCCCAACUACAUGAUGAAUGCCGCUGUCGCGGCUCGGAGCAACCGGAAAAGUUCGGUCAAAGACGAGGAGUUGGAUAAAACUCCCAAGAAAACAAAAGGGAAAGCUCCGGCACCUCCGGAGGAGAAACUCUUCAAAAGUAAUUUCGAUGAAAUACAACCAGUUGAUGAUUUUGAGGAGGUUAUCCCCAAGUCGAGUCAAGACGAUUUAGUUGAGGAAAUUGAGGUUGAAUUGAGGAACAAAACCACAGUCAAGGAUUACAACUCUGACUCGGAUCUUGAAACUGACAAUCACUCAUCUGUCAAUACUAUUGAACUAAAUUCGAGUGACAUCACCAUCCAUCAUGCUGAAGAUACUGAAGGUUGUCAAAAUCGAAGAACUGCAAGUACCGGAGACUUGACUAAGAUUCAAAGGACGCGAAAAUCAAGCACUGGUACUUUAGAACGUGCCCAAAGUCUUGAUAUCACCGAUACAAGCAUACCAACCUUGAAACGUAAAGGGCGAAUUGAAGAUGACUUUAUGGCUUCCGAGGAGGACAUCUUCGGAAAAGUGGUGAUGAGUAAAGAACCACGCUUAUCGUUGAUGCUUGACGGCUUAAACACCUUCCAAAGAAACCGGUUGAAGAAAUCCACCGAGUGGGGAAACCUCGAAGACGCCAUCUUGAAACUCAACCAAGAGGACGAAAGUGACUCAAAGAAUGACUUGGACCUCAGCGGAAAAACCGAAGAAAUCGACGCUGUCGUCAACAGAAUCAACGAAAUCAAGAGAGAGUCAUUGGAGAUUCAGCCCCCCAUCAAGGAGGAAACCCCUCCCAAGCCCGAGAAGAAGAUCAAGAACCAAAUCUGGCCAUUUGAGACGAAAUCAAACGGAAGUGCCAUAAUUGAUGAUAACCCACGACUCGCCUCUGUGGAGAAGAGGCAACGCAAACCCCCGAUUUUAGACCCAGUGUUACCAGAAGCGAAAAUCACUAAACCGGCUGUUCCCGAGAAGAAGGAUUUUCUGUUGUCGAAAAAAAUUCCUUCAUAUGUACCUGAACCAGAGGAGGAACCAGUGACAAGUGACGAGACUAAGAAAGAAAUGUUGAAUGCGAUUGACUUGACGAGGAAUUUUAUUUUCACAGAGAAGAUAGCGUGUAGUCAAGAUGAUGACGAUACAAAUGUUUCCGACGAUAUUAAAGUCUCGAGACACUCUUUGGGGAGCUUGGAGCGUCCAAAAUCCGACGAUGCGAAGAUAAAUGUCAGUAAUGUGACCGUUAAUAAUCUUCGGUCACAAAAUGAAGAAAAUCUUCACAGUUUGGAGAUUGACACGACUGAGCCUGAGUUGUACACAACUGCUCUUGAUAGUACUAUCAAGCCGGAGCCUGAAACUCCAAGAGUCACUAUCAGUACCCCUGAUAUCAUCAAAAACGUCACAAUUGCUGAAGCCAUAAAUAAACUAAACAAUGAUGUGAUGGUUCAGGGACCUUCCUCACUGACCUUGGAAAUUCCCAAUGAACCGGAAGUUAAAGACAAUCGAUUUAUGGUCGACGUGAAGAAAGAAGAUUCAAAUGACGAUGAUAGUAGCAAAAGUACAUCCCUGACUUACAUAACCGAAAUCCAGGUUUUGACCCCCACCAAUUCCACCACCACCAACAUCUCCGAAAUCGAAAUAAUCCCCAACGUUAACACCAACGGUAAAAGCCUCGACUUGGAGCACGAAUUCGAAGACUACGUCCGAAAUUUCGAAUCAAACGUCAAAACUUUCGAAUCCAACAUUCAAAAAUUCGAAAAUCACCAUUCGAAACCCAUCAUAAUAACAGAAAACGACGCCGAGAAGGAACUCCACAAGAUCCAAGAAAUCGCCGAGGAACAACUGAAGAAACUCCCCGAGAUGCGAUUUACGACUUCGAGUUACGAAUCGAAACUCCCGGAGAAGCGCCAGUCGCAAAUCGAACUCCUGCGUUCGAACUUCGAGAAGAGCCCGCCCAGAGUCAAGCCCGACACGCCCAAAUCGCGGAUCCCCAUCGCGACCACGGCCAAGACUCCGCCCACGUCGCCGGAGCGUCGGGAUUCGCGGAAUCUCGACAUGGAGAACGACAAGGACAUCCUCGAGUUGAUGUCGUCGACUGUUCACUCCACCCCCAAGAUGAAACCGCCCAAGAAUGUGACUGUUACGUCGAUUCGGAGCAACUCGAAGAUUCCGUCGGGACUGCCGGUUUUGGGCGGGCGGCCGACGGUGCCGCCCCGUAAGCAGGAGGAGGAGCAUGUGGUGCAAGUCUCGACCAAUGGCGGGGUCGAGAGUAGUUUUAAACAGUGGGUGUUUAAUCCCACCGAUUCGGUGACGAAUAUCGUCGUGGCGGAGAGUAAACAGCAGAAGUGAUGAUACGUGCAAUGGAAAAUGGCGGCUCAAUUUAGUGUAGUGGAAUUAUUUAUAUUGAAAAAUGCAUAGAUGUAUAUAUUUGUAAAAGUAAUGUUUUAUGUGCUAUUAUUUUAAGCUGAUGAUUUUUUUUGUUGGUUUAUUUUGUAAUUCUAAUCGAGGGUGACUAUACAUUAAUAACAAAAAGUACAUGUUUUCUAACCAGAGAUAUACAAUAAAUUAAUUUAAACUCA